AUGUCGACCGCCGGAAGACGCGCUCCCAAGCGCAGGGCCGCGGGGCGCAACGAAGCCGGCUCUCCCCCUCCCCCCAGUAGCACCGACGAGGCCCCUUCCGGGACGCGACGCAGCAAACGUCUGGGACAUGUCGGGAUCGAAGAGAUUCGGGACUUUGAGGCUCUGAGGGUACGCAAGCGGCAACGGAGUCGGAAGCCCGACGAAGAAGAGGGUCGGCUCAAUGGCGACGAGGGCCGACUUGUCGAGGAAGACCGCCAGAGCAAUAACGGGGCGGAAGAGGCAGAGGACGCGGAGGCUCAAGAAGAGGCAGACAUGGCAGAUGCUGCAGACGAAGCAGAGGAUCAGAACGAGGCAGACGAUCAAAACGAGGCAGACGAUCAACACGAGGUAGACAGUCAACACGAGGUAGACAAUGCAGAGGAAGCACACGAUCAAGACGACGGCGAACAUGCCGCCAAUCCGAGGGAAUUGCAGGUGCCGGCCGCUCCAAGAGCCACGGUUAAACCCCAUCAACGAAAGACCAAUACGAGUCUCCGAGUGGACACACUUCGAAAGGUUGCAAAGAGCACCAAUCGAAAACAUGGCCGCCGUUCUGCUGGCGGUCCAAGCAGAGAAUCCGGCACAACGAGAGCAGCUGCCGGAACCCCACGUCGGAAGAGUCGCCCAGGACAGGGUACGCUUGGAGACGGCGAUGCUGCGGCCGAGACCGAGCCCGUCAAAGACAUUUACGAAUUCGAGGCCACCUCGCCAAGACGCGAGCCGGAGAGAGCGAUGUCAGAUGCACACCGAAUGGCCAGAGUGUCCGCGAGGUCGGACUUGGUAACCGGCAACGGCCUCUUUGUCGAGCAAGAUGUGGAUGAUGCAGAUAUGGGCGAUGCAGAAGAGGACGAUGCAGAAGAGGACGAUGCGGAAGGGGACGACGCAGAAGAGGAUGGCGCAGACGGUGACGGUGACGAGCAGUUGUACGACGACCCGACCAUCGUAGGACUACCGACCUCAGCGCAAGAGAAGGCUCGGGCUGAUACAGGUGCUGCCCACGAGACCGAGCCGCCGUCGAGCGCAGCAACCGAACAAGUCCGGCGCCUCCUUGUUGAUAUGGGUCCGACCACCGUCGAAAGACACCCAGACGAGGUCGAUAACACAUACCCGGACGACCAUUUCAUCUUCAAUGCGCCCGAGGGACAGGAUCGAGUAGCCGCGGCGCCAAUCAAGUCGUAUUCCCUGAAGAGCAUCACCGAGCUGAUGGGCGGAACCGGGUGGACACAGACCCGGCGAGAUAUCACUUUGACGACCGGCAAGGAACAGCUCUCGAAACGAACACGCACUCUGUGGAACGAGCUCUGCCAGCUGAACGAUUUCUGGGAAGAAAUGCCACGGGCGCCUCUGUACGAGCAGCAAUGCGACUACUUGCAUGCGGACAAUGAAGAGGCGUCCAGCGCGAGGCAUAGCAUCACAACCGUCGACCAACUGGUUCGCGCGGUGGUGGAGAAGGCGAUGAAGCCCAGCCACGGCGAGGAAUCAGACAUGCCGCCGUCACGGUUUGUGAUCGACUUGCCCGAAAGGAUCAUUCCGCUGCUCGUGGACACGCUCGAAACAGUGUUCCGCAAGGGAGCCGACGUCGAGAGAACCCGGUAUUCUGGCAAGUUCACCAAAACACUGCUGCACAUCAUGCAGAGGGUGGUCGCCUGGACAGAGAAACUAUACGUGGCGAUGCAGGUACACCUCGCAAGAAGGAGGCUGAAGGAGCAGCCGCUGUCGAAGAGAACCAGCCGAGGCAAGCUGGGCGAGUAUCUGCAGGACUUCAAGUCGGAGCUCAAGCAGACCUGGACCAAGACGAGCGAGGCGAUCAAGCGCGAAAAGCUCUACGAUGAGAGGCUACAGCUGAUGAGAGACAGAAAGGAGCGGGAGAAACGGGAGAUUGGGGAGGCACGGCGACGGCAACGGGAGCUAUGCGACAUGCGCAUACAGGAGCGCAUGAGGCGUGUUACUUUACAACCGCGCCAGGGAGAAGCACCUGCUUCGCAGCGGCCUAUGCCGCAACUUGUGUCUUCCCAAGGCCCGUCUUCGCAAGGUCCGUCUACGCAGCAGGCAAGCCAAGGGACGCAACGGCCGUCGACGGAGGCGACCCAAAGCCAGCAGCAGCAGCAGCAGCAGCAGGGCGAGGCGGCGAUUGCCGAACCGAGCAGUCCGUGGCCUGAAGAGGAUGUCAAGAAGCUCCUGCGGAUGCUGACGACGAGGUCGCAGACGCAGAUGGAGGCGCUGGUGUGGGAGUUCUCGCGCAAUGAGAGGGACGUCGGGGCGAUGGUGGAUCUGCUGAAGCAGAGCGCCAGGACCUACGCGGCGGCGAAGGGCAGAGAUGUUCCGGCGUUUGCCGCUCUCUGA
Molecule: messenger RNA, 2382 nt
Organism: Colletotrichum higginsianum IMI 349063
Lineage: Eukaryota; Fungi; Ascomycota; Sordariomycetes; Glomerellales; Glomerellaceae
Exons: 2
Coding region: 1-2382 (793 amino acids)
Source: RefSeq, a predicted model, not a curated record